CGGCAUUGGGUCCACUGAAUGGCAGGCUGGGGACGACAGCUUCUAAUGAUCACGGCGGCAGUAUGUGGUUUUUCCCUUUCUCUUCCCUCCCGACAAGCGAGAGAGUUUUGGAUAGCGGACGGCAAGCAACCGACUCCGGGCUGCCCCAGCUGUCGAUUUCACGUCCUGUUGGCUUCGGUUCCCUUGUCGAAAAAGGCAACAUGUGUUCGCUCCGCCACAGUUUCCUUUUCAUCUGCUUUCCUGUUUCCCUCGGUUCGUCCUUUGUUCGGACAGACUCCUCUGCAUCGGGGCAUAUUCGGAGUGAGGAUAACGGCGCGAGAAGGGAAGUUCAGGGCAUGCCCUCCUGCGUUGCCUUUGAUGCCGCUCAAACGACACUCCCUUUGGUAUUCUUCCGCUGGCGUUGGGCGCGUUCAAGUUCUGCUUGAAUCUUUUCAAAGUAGCUAUCGGGCAAAGGUACGGUCAGUUGGGUGGUGGAGGAGGAGGACGAGCCCUGUGCAUAUCAAAGGGGAGAGUCAUAAUUAUUGGGGUGCCAUUGUCACAUAGUUGCUCGGGCCUGAGCGACCUGGGCUUCGGCAAAGUCAAACUCUCGUGACUUCCCCUGGGGGAGGUGUGCCGGGUUGUCAGCGAGCGGCAGCAAGGGCGACGAAGUUGGCAGCAGGCUCCGGUAUAUAGUUUUGACACAGCGAUAAAAACGUAUAAUAAGUCUUUGAGGGGACAGGGCUAGCGCUUCGAGUGAGAAACGAAAGAAGU
Messenger RNA from Parathielavia appendiculata, 750 nucleotides. RefSeq lists its product as uncharacterized. The transcript has a single exon. The record is from RefSeq and is a predicted model, not a curated record. Bases 201 to 425 code for a protein of 74 amino acids. Lineage: Eukaryota; Fungi; Ascomycota; Sordariomycetes; Sordariales; Chaetomiaceae.